Messenger RNA from Castor canadensis (American beaver), 702 nucleotides. The record is from RefSeq and is a predicted model, not a curated record. Lineage: Eukaryota; Metazoa; Chordata; Mammalia; Rodentia; Castoridae.
AUGCGAUCUGGAGAGACCCGGACGGGCGGCGGGCAGUCUGGCCCGAGCGUCCCAGGCGGCGCUGAUGGAUGGUCCCCUGACAGUAAUCGCAGAAUGAGGACGCGCUGGCGACGCUCUCGCCUGAGGCCCCGCUGUUUGGCGAGCCCAGGAGUCCCUCCACUCUCUGCAGUGCCUGCCUGGGGGAGCCUCAACCCCUGGGCUUUGGGGAGGCCCACCGCCUCCAGUCCCGGCCCGGCCCGGGCCCGCCGGGGCUGUCUGCGCGGUGCGGGGGAGGCCCCUCGGCGGGUCCCGCAAAGGAGAGGAGAGGAGGGCGUGUGCGCUCCAGCCAGCCCGGCUCCAUUCGGGCCGUUCACUCCCACUCGCCCACCCCACGGAAACCAGACGGCCCAGCGGCCACGGGCGGAGCGGCCUCAGCACAACUCCAGCCUGCCGCCAGAGGGGCCUCCCCUCGCCCACUUCCCUCCGCCGGCGACGGCCUACGGGACCCGGUCUCGGCCCCUCCGCAAUCCCGCAGGUAUUGAGUUCCAGGCGGCCGCCGGCGAGGCAGCUGCCCGGGUGAUGCGCCGGCCAGGCACUAGUUGGAGACCUGGAUCGCCACGGCCUCCCCAGAUCCCCGGCCUCUGGGUCGUUCAAGCUCCUCUUGCAGCCAGGCCAGACUUCCCUGCUUUCAGCCACCGGGAGAUUGACACAAGGGGCUUCUGA